AUGCCUUCCUUCACUUCCAAGUCUCUUCUUACCGUCCUCGCCGGUGCGGCCUCCGUCGCGGCCCACGGUCACGUUAGCAACGUUGUCAUCAACGGCGACUCUUACCAGGGUUAUGAUAUCAACAGCUUCCCUUACAUGGCCAGCCCCCCUAUUGUCGUUGGCUGGACCGCCAGCAACACCGACAACGGCUUCGUUGCUCCUGAUGCUUUCUCCUCGGCCGAUAUCAUCUGCCACCGCAACUCCGCCAACGCCAAGGGCCAUGCCGUCGUCAAGGCCGGUGACAAGAUCUCCAUCCAGUGGGAUACCUGGCCCGAGUCUCACCACGGUCCCGUGAUCGACUACCUCGCCAACUGCGGCACCGCCGGCUGCGAGACCGUCGACAAGACCGCUCUCGAGUUCUUCAAGAUCGACGAGGUCGGCCUCAUUGACGGCUCCGCCGCCCCCGGCAAGUGGGGUUCCGACCAGCUCAUCGAGAACGGCAACAGCUGGCUCGUCCAGAUCCCCUCCAACAUCGCCCCCGGUUUCUACGUUCUCCGUCACGAGAUCAUCGCCCUCCAUUCCGCCAACGAGGCCAACGGCGCCCAGAACUACCCCCAGUGCUUCAACAUCCAGGUCACCGGUACCGGUACCGACAAGCCCGCCGGUGUCAAGGGUACCGCCCUUUACACCCCCAACGACGCCGGUAUCCUCUUCAACAUCUACCAGUCCAUGACCAGCUACCCCGUUCCGGGCCCCGCCCUGAUCAAGGGUGCCGUCAACGUCGCUCAGGCCCGCUCCGCCGUUGCUCGCACCGCUACUGCCAUCACUGGUCUCGCCGGCGCUCCUGCUGCCACUGCUGCUCCUGCCACUACCACCGCGGCCGCUGCUCCUGCUGUUACUACUACCUCCGCUGUCGUUGCCGUGCCUACUACCACUCUCGUCGCCUCCACCACCAAGGCUGUCACCGUCGCUCCUACCACCACCACUGCUGCUCCCGCCGCUACCAAGCCUGCUAAGGGUGGAUGCCGCGGUAAGAGCCAGAAGCGUCGUGCUGCUCGUCGCGCUGCUGCUGCUGCUGCUGCCCGCGAGGCUGCCCUCGCUCGUCGUCACGCUCGCGAUGUUGCUUUCCUCGACUAA
This is a messenger RNA of Sordaria macrospora k-hell, 1116 nucleotides long. RefSeq lists its product as uncharacterized. NCBI's taxonomy places the organism in Eukaryota, Fungi, Ascomycota, Sordariomycetes, Sordariales, Sordariaceae. The record is from RefSeq and is a predicted model, not a curated record.